Messenger RNA from Symbiodinium necroappetens, 1821 nucleotides. Lineage: Eukaryota; Dinophyceae; Suessiales; Symbiodiniaceae. The record is from the annotation of a GenBank genome assembly.
AUGGACGAGCCUGCCGUCGAGUCCGCCACCGACAGCGACCCCACCACCGUGUCUGUCGAGAUGGACAAGCUGCGUUUUUUCCUGGAUUCAGAGUUUGCCCAUCAGCGCGAGAUGCGAGAGAGGCAGGAUGGCCUGCUUGCUGAGAUCUACGACAAGGUCUGUCAGAUCCAGGCCAAACCACUGCAUCUGCGUCCUGAGCCGCGAACAAGCCUGCCAAGUUUCGACGAGGAGCGGAGCAUCGCAUCGCUGUACUCGCCAGGUAGCCUGGACGGUCCACGGGCCGGCGGGCGGGGCCGUGCGAGCACCGAAGGCUCAGUGUCAUCUCAGAUGGACGACUCGGCCAAAGACCACUCGGACGGUGACAGCUUGCAGCCUGAUCGUCAGCUUGCACAGAAACGGAAGGUGCGAGGCAGCUAUCGGCACUCUUUCGUACGCAAAGCUCAGCUGAAGCACGAGGAAACAGCUGCUGCAGCUUCGCUUCACCUGGCGAGCCUCAAGACGUUCAAAAGCCUAAAGGCAGCACCCGAGACCGGCGCACUACGUGCCAUCGGGCAAGCAGUUGUCACAUCGAGCAUAUUCACAGGAACGAUCACGUUCUUGAUCUUCCUGAAUGUGGUGCUGCUUGGUGUUGAAGUUGAUAUGUCUGCAAACCUGGGGCAGGACCAGGUGCCUUUGUGGUUUGGAACAGUGAAUGCCAUCAUCGUCCUGAUUUUUGUUCUGGAGGUCUUUCUGAAGUGUCUGGCAUAUGGGUUGCACGAAUUCUGGUGCGGUGCUGAUUCCAAAUGGAACAUUUUUGAUAGCUGUAUCAUCGCAGUCUCGGUCGUGGAGACCCUCAUCGAUCUUUGGGCCCAAAUGAUGGCCCAUUCCAUGGCGACUUCGACACAUUUGCGCCUCAUGCGCUCGCUGCGGUUGGCACGCGCACUUCGAGGUGUCCGUGUCGUUCGGCUCUUCCGAUAUGUGAGUGCCUUGCGAACCCUGGUGCUCUGCAUCGUCAGCACUAUGGCUUCUCUCGUCUGGACCCUGGUGCUGCUUGUUCUCAUCUUCUACACCUUCGGGGUGAUCCUCACCCAGCUGGUGACGGACCAUUGCCGGGAUGCCGCUAUCCUCAACAGCGGCGGAGAUCUCAACGCCGUACCCAGUUGUGAUGCAAGCUUGGCGCGCUACUGGCAAAGUGUGCCCCACAGCAUGCUCACCCUCUUCAUGUCCAUCUCUGGUGGUGUAAGCUGGGAGGACGCGCUGAGGCCGCUGGAAGCGGUCUCGCCGCUGGCCGUGGGGCUGAUGGUCUGCUACAUAGUGCUCACCGUGCUGGCAGUCCUGAACGUGGUCACGGGAGUUUUCUGUAACACCGCCAUUGAGAGCGCACAUGCUGACAAGGACGUCGCUGCUAUCAAGCAGAUCCACAAGCAGGCGGCACAAGUGCAGAGCUUGCAGAACAUCUUUCGUGAGAUGGAUACGGAGAACUGCAACGUGGUCAGCUUGCAGGAGUUCGAGGAGGCCAUGAGCCAGCAGAAGAUGGCGAGCUUCCUGCAAUCCAUGGGGAUCUCCACGGAAGACGUGUGGACGCUCUUUAUGAUCAUGGAUGCUGAUCGCAGUGGUCUCAUUGACUUGGAAGAGUUUGUCUCCGGCUGCAUGAAGUUAUGUGGGCCUGCCAAGAGCUUGCAGUUCGCCAUGAUGAGCUACGAGAACAAGCUUACGCGGCAGGCAAUCAAGCAGCUCAACGUGGAAACCGCAGACAUCCGGCGCGGUUUGGCCAGGCUGGAAGCGCGGGCUGCAUCCCCGCAGCGGGAGCCCGUGGCACUGAAAGUCGUGACGCAGCUCUGA